GUCUACGACUACUUCAAGAACAAGGGCACCAACCCUCUGGAGCAGGACAGCACAUUCGCAGAGCUGUGGAGGACCAUCAGUAAGAACAACGGCCGUGAUUACUCUGUGUCCAGUCCCUCAGAGGGCAUCCGCAAGGUAUGUUAACAAAGACAAGACAGGUAUAUACAGAGAGGAUUCCAGAGUACAGGCUGGCAAUCACUUUAGGUUGUUUUGCUUAGCUACUGUGGAUGUCGACGAAAAGAGAAAACGGUUUAAUAUUUGGCGAAAAAACCUAAUAAUCAAUCUUUCCAUUGUCGUUUCACUGUAAUUCAACAGUAUGGAGUCAUACUGUUCACGCUCAAUAGUGUGCCUGUAGCUCCAAAGUAUUUAAAACCAAUUAGACAGGCAAAUUCAACAUUGUCUUUGACUAUCUAUCAGUCUGAAUAAACUGCAAGUGCUGUUUUGUGACAUUUGUACCAAUUACACUGGUUAAUCUCAUAAACUGCCUGUAAUAAAUAGCUAAGGAAGAACAGUACUUUGCCUGCCAAUAUGCUAAGACGUAAUAUGACAUAUGUCUUCGAAUUCGGUCUGUGUACACAUUUUAAUUAGCAUUCUUGCAUUAUAUUUUAUUUUCUCCAAUGCAGUCAAUUUCAAUUAGCUACCAGCAGCCAUUUUGACAAUCUAGAGGAGAGAAACAGAGGUGCUGUGUUUUCCUGUCACAUUUAGUCUUUAUACUGCAAAACAAAGCCUUUUUUUUCUCAAACUCAGCCAACUGAGCCUUUUAGCAGAACGGCAGAUGUAUUUGUGUUAGUCAACAGACAAUGUCUGCCUUUGUAGCAGUAUGUUGCUGGGUCAGUCCAUUGAGGACUAACAACAUAAGAUGUGCAAUAAGAGGUAGCAAUUACGUGGAGACAACAUCAAAACACACGUCAGAUACCUUUUUCUCUGAGUUAAAAGGUUUUUGUAUCAAAAGAGCAAGUAAACAAAUAGCCCAGUCUACAACGAGAAUCAACCUAGAAUCAACCUAGAAAAGAAACCUAUACAGGAAAUGGAUUGAAGUACUUCUAUUUUACCAAGGUUCUGCAUAUUCAUUAGAUACUAUAUUCACAGUCGUUCCCACAUACAGUGCAUUCGGAAAGUAUUCAGACACCUUCCCUUUUACCAAAUGUUGUUACGUUACAGGCUUAUUCUAAAAUGUAUAAAAUAAAAUAAAAUCCUCAUCAAUCUACACACAAUACCCCAUAAUGACAAAGCGAAAACACAUUUUUAGAAUGUUUUGCUAAUGUAUUAAAACUAAAUACCUUAUUUACAUAAGUAUUCAGACCUUUUGCUAUGAGACUCGAAAUGAAACUCAGGUGCAUCCUGUUUCCAUUGAUCAUCCUUGAGAUAAUUCUACAACUUGAUUGGAGUCCACCUGUGGUAAAUUCAAUUGAUUGGACAUGAUUUGGAAAGUCACAUACCUGUCUAUAUAAGGUCCCAAAGUUGAAAGUGCAUGUCAGAACAAAAACCAAGCCAUGAGGUUGAAGGAAUUGUCCGUAGAGCUCCGAGAGGAUUGUGUCGAGGCCCAGAUCUGGGGAAGGGUACCAAAAAAUUUCUGCAGCAUUGAAAGUCCUCAAGAUCACAGUGGCCUCCAUCGUUCUUAAAUGGAAGAAGUUUGGAACCACCAAGACUCUUCCUAGAGCUGGUUGUCCGGCCAAACUGAGCAAUCGGGGGGAGAAGGGCCUUGGUCAGGGAGGUGACCAAGAACCCGAUGGUCACUCUGACAGAGCUCCAGAGUUCCUCUGUGGAGAUGGGAGAACCUUCCAGAAGGACAACCAUCUCUACAGCACUCCACCAAUCAGGCCUUUAUGGUAGAGUGGCCAGACGGAAACCAUUCCUCAGUAAAAGGCACAUGUUAGCCGGCUUGGAGUUUGCCAAAAGGCACCUAAAGGACUCUCAGACCAUGAUAAAUAAGAUUCUCUGGUCUGAUGAAACCAAGAUUGAACUCUUUGGCCUGAAUGCCAAGCGUCACGUCUGGAAGAAACCUGGCACCAUCCCUACGGUGAAGCAUGGUGGUGACAGCAUCAUGCUGUGGGGAUGUUUUUCAGUGGCAGAGUAAAAUACAGAGAGAUCCUUGAUGAAAACCUGCUCCAGAGCGCUCAGGACCUCAGACUGGGGCGAAGGUUCACCUUCCAACAGGACAACGACCCUAAGCACACAGCAAAGACAACGCAGGAGUGGCUUUGGGACAAGUCUCUGAAUGUCCUUGAGUAGAGCCCAGACUUGAACCCGAUCGAACAUCUCUGGAGAGACCUGAAAAUAACUGUGCAGCAACACUCCCCAUCCAACCUGACAGAGCUUGAGAGGAUCUGCAGAGUAGAAUGGGAGAAACUCCCUAAAUACAGGUGUGCCAAGCUUGUAGGGUCAUACCCAAGAAGAGUCGAUGCUGUAAUUGCUGCCAAACGUGCUUCAACAAAGUACUGAGUAAAGGGUCUGAAUACUUAUGUAAAUGUAAUAUUUAAGUUUUUUGUAUUUAAUGAAUUUGCAAACAUUUCUAAAAACCUGUUUUUGUUUUGUCAUUGUGGGGUAUUGUGUGUAGAUUGAUGAGGGGGGAAAAACUAUUUAAUCCAUUUUAGAAUAAGGCUGUAACGUAAUAAAAUGUGGAAAAAGUAAAGGCGUCUGAAUACCUUUCCGAAUGCACUGUAUAGGCCUUCUCCAGGCUCUACAUUGACAUUUAUCAUCCUUUAGGUUCUAUCAUGUAAAACAAUGUCAUCGUAUAGGCAGCAUGUAUAGCAUCUUGAUCAUUAGCUGGGUCACUGAUUGUCAUUCCUUUUCAGGCAAAGAAGGGCCCGUAUGCCUUCCUGUGGGACAUGGCUGUGGUGGAGUACGCCGCACUGACGGACGAUGACUGCACCAUUACCGUCACAGGAAACAGCAUGAGCAGCAAAGGCUACGGCAUCGCCAUGCAGCAUGGGAGUCCCUACAGAGACCUCUUCUCCCAGAAGUGAGCAACACCACCAACCUCAUUAUACAACAUCUAUAUUGUAACGACCCUGGCGUUGAUAAGCAUUAUUAUUACUCCCCCAAAGGGAACUAGCUUUCUUAGAGCAGAGGUAACGUGUGGCUUUGCAAGAUCGAUUCUGGCCUCGGAACCUUGUGCUACUCCCUCGUUUCAUUACAAAUUUAUGCAUUAUAGAUAUACCAUCACUUUAUCAUCAGUUCUAAACAGUAUCUUCUACUCCUCACCUCUCCCUCUCCUUUCAUCACCCCAUCUCUUCCUUCCAUCUCCUUCGGGAAAUAUCCUAAGUCUUAAGUGCAUAUGGUUUAACGCACACCUACUUUGAUCCCUAAUUACUUUCUCUGCUUCAUAAAAGUCAUAAAUAUAAUCACUGAUGGUUGACGGUGCCUGAGGGAAUUGAGCGCCGUAAUUAGCUGAGAGGUCAUUCGGUGGUUAUACUCAUCCAUUUUAGGAGGAGUUUGAUGAGGGAAACGAAAGGCCCACAGUGUUUUUAUAAAAUCACUUUGUAGUAUAAGCAUUAGUACAAAUACUCUUUAUAAAGGUUAAGACCCAGCUAGUACAUAAUGUUCUGAGAAACAUAUGUUUCUUGGUUAGCUUAACGUUCCAGUUGGUAGCUGGUCGGUAGCACUCACUCACGUAGCUGCUAGCACCGUCAUGAAAAGGGGUAUGAGGGAAGCUCUACAAAAGCCCUACGUUCGGGAGCAGGAAAUGUUGAAAAGUAAUCUUUAGACAUGUUGUACUUUUCUUAAAUGUAGUUUUGUAAUUGACUAAAACAAGCAGACAACAGGUUGUUUUCCCCACAGGCGGGCAGGGCCAUGACGUUCUAUCUAAUAUCGACUGGGAUUAUCUUGUUAAGUGUGUUCAGGUGUGAUAUCCUAAUUGGCCACACCUGAUCUUAAUGAGUGCUUGUUUUCUUUGAAAUGGGGUCUGUUUGAAUAGACUAAAAUGAACAGCUUUGUAUGCUUAAAACAAACAUGACAUGCUAGCUCCAUCCUGGAGGCGCAGUGGACUCAUUUCUCGGAUCGAGAACAGAAGAUCAUAGUUUCAAAUCCAUCUGAUGUUGUGUCACAAUAACAAAUAAAUGUUUUUGAAUGAUUAAUGCCUAAGGAAAUUAAUUUCCAUGUGUCCUAUCUGUGCUUCGAGUUCAAUAAAUAUAAAACCAAAAUAAAUUAGCAGUGGUAUUAAAAGUCUUAUUGAAAUAUUCAGUGAAAGUUUUAAGGAAGUUAUGUUCGGCAAAAUGUUCACUUCUGUUGUCAGAACGUUUAAAAAAACGUUCAGUUUUACCGGUCAGGGAAAGUAUGGCUUCGUUCCCACAACCAAGGUGAAACCAAAAACAUACUUUCCCACAAUAUCCAAGGAACCGAAUGUGUUAGCUGGGGAGUUACUACAGUUUUGAGGCUGUCAUUCACAGAGGCUUAAUGCACGAUUUUAAUGCCCUUCUAAUGCAAAGCUGUCUGCAUGGUAUAUAUAUAUACAGUGGGGAGAACAAGUAUUUGAUACACUGACGAUUUUGCAGGCUUUCCUACUUACAAAGCAUGUAGAGGUCUGUAAUAUGUAUCAUAGGUACACUUCAACUGUGAGAGACGGAAUCUAAAACAAAAAUCCAGAAAAUCACAUUGUAUGAUUUUUAAGUAAUUCAUUUGCAUUUUAUUGCAUGACAUAAGUAUUUGAUACAUCAGAAAAGCAGAACUUAAUAUUUGGUACAGAAACCUUUGUUUGCAAUUACAGAGAUCAUACGUUUCCUGUAGGUCUUGACCAGGUUUGCACACACUGCAGCAGGGAUUUUGGCCCACUCCUCCAUACAGACCUUCUCCAGAUCCUUCAGGUUUCGGAGCUGUCGCUGGGCAAUACAGACUUUCAGCUCCCUCCAAAGAUUUUCUAUUGGGUUCAGGUCUGGAGACUGGCUAGGCCACUCCAGGACCUUGAGAUGCUUCUUACAGAGCCACUCCUUAGUUGCCCUGGCUGUGUGUUUCGGGUCGUUGUCAUGCUGGAAGACCCAGCCACGACCCAUCUUCAAUGCUCUUACUGAGGGAAGGAGGUUGUUGGCCAAGAUCUCACGAUACAUGGCCCCAUCCAUCCUCCCCUCAAUACGGUGCAGUCGUCUUGUCCCCUUUGCAGAAAAGCAUCCCCAAAGAAUGAUGUUUCCACCUCCAUGCUUCACGGUUGGGAUGGUGUUCUUGGGGUUGUACUCAUCCUUCUUCUUCCUCCAAACACGGCGAGUGGAGUUUAGACCAAAAAGCUCUAUUUCUGUCUCAUCAGACCACAUGACCUUCUCCCAUUCCUCCUCUGGAUCAUCCAGAUGGUCAUUGGCAAACAUGCACUGGCUUGAGCAGGGGGACCUUGCGUGCGCUGCAGGAUUUUAAUCCAUGACGGCGUAGUGUGUUACUAAUGGUUUUCUUUGAGACUGUGGUCCCAGCUCUCUUCAGGUCAUUGACCAGGUCCUGCCGUGUAGUUCUGGGCUGAUCCCUCACCUUCCUCAUGAUCAUUGAUGCCCCACGAGGUGAGAUCUUGCAUGGAGCCCCAGACCGAGGGUGAUUGACCGUCAUCUUGAACUUCUUCCAUUUUCUAAUAAUUGCGCCAACAGUUGUUGCCUUCUCACCAAGCUGAUUGACUAUUGUCCUGUAGCCAUCCCAGCCUUGUGCAGGUCUACAAUUUUAUCCCUGAUGUCCUUAAACAGCUCUCUGGUCUUGGCCAUUGUGGAGAGGUUGGAGUCUGUUUGAUUGAGUGUGUGGACAGGUGUCUUUUAUACAGGUAACGAGUUCAAACAGGUGCAGUUAAUACAGGUAAUGAGUGGAGAACAGGAGGGCUUCUUAAAGAAAAACUAACAGGUCUGUGAGAGCCGGAAUUCUUACUGGUUGGUAGGUGAUCAAAUACUUAUGUCAUACAAUAAAAUGCAAAUUAAUUACUUAAAAAUCAUACAAUGUGAUUUUCUGGAUUUUUGUUUUAGAUUCCGUCUCUCACCGUUAAAGUGUACCUAUGAUAAAAAUUGCAGACCUCUACAUGCUUUGUAAGUAUGAAAACCUGCAAAAUCGGCAGUGUAUCAAAUACUUGUUCUCCCCACUGUAUAUUUACAUGGUGUUUCCCCAUGCAAUUAUAUAUUAUCAGACGAAUACAUUGUAGCACAGUUAGAAUAUGGUCAUAUAAUGCUAUUAUUUUGUAUUACUUCUCACUAAACCACACUUGAUGUGUUUGAAUAACAGAGUAGGGGAUAAUUGCAACUUAUCCUUAAGGCAAGUUAAACUUUUUUACUAUAUCAGCCCAGGUUGCAAUCAUAAACACGUUUUAUGUUCCAGCUGAGUUAAAGAGGAAUCAUUCAAUAUGAGGUAAUAUGAUUAUGCUAAUUACUUCCAUGAAAAAGGUUAAUAUUUGAUUGAAAUACUUGGGCAAUGUCUUCAAACGUUUGAAAAUCUUUGGUCUUUUAGUUGCAGUUUUUUCUUCUUUGUAUUAUCCAUUGCAAAUUGAUCCCUUUGCGAAGAUAACAGAAGCCGGCAGAGUUUAGAUGCUGAUUGUCUAAAUCUCUCCAUAAUCACAUGUAACCAAUUAGAACUGUGUAUUGGACAAGGAUAUUGGCCAAGGAUAUCCCCAAAAUGAAUCCCAAAAUCCCUGAGUCUUGACUACAUUCCCACAUAUAUUGUAUUGAUUCUUCUCAGGUAUAAGAGUUCCAAAGCAUCCGUGAAAACAACCCAAAAUAUUUAGUCACACUAUCUUUUAGUUAAGAAAUCUAACUCUGUUCAACUCAGUGAAAAUAAACAGUUUCUGUUGUUUGCGAUGAGGGCCAUCCCAACUCCACAACCAGAAUGAAUUGCCGUUCUAGUGACUAAAAUGCAGGUCUUAGGAUAGGGACAAUGAUAUUUCUACAAAGCAAAACCAGUGUCAACCAGCUAGUCAUGCUUAGAUCAGGUUUGAUCUGGGGCUCAUGGAAGCCACACACCCACACCUUUGAUAAAUCACCAGAGGUCAAUGCGGUGGAACACUUAAAUCUUCUCCAAUCUUCCGAGGUGUUCUUCGCCUGAUCCCUUCAGAGUGCACAUUCAGUAUGCAGGGGAAGAGCGGGGUCAGAGCUUAAGCAAUGAGGUCCUUCCAUGGAAGAUCCCAUAUAAUGCCUAUCCCCACAACACUGAACUGAACACUGUCCCCUUAUCUCUGCUCAUGAUGGCCUGGAUGAAUAUCUGGCUGGGAAAUCCUGGGCUAACAGAAUUAGUGGUGGUGGGAUGGUAAUGUGCUUUGAGGACAGCUGGGAUGCUCAGGGGUAAUAACAGGCUGAACCAGGAUGUCAUCUCCUCUACAGAGACAGAUUCAUCUUACUUGCUACCGUCCCCUGUCCCAUCAUCAUCAUCCAUUCUCCUCCCGCCCUCCCUCCCUCCGCGCCCUCGUCUAUCCAUAACCUUACAAAUUCACCAUGUGCUCCUUUUCAUCUCAGAAAUGACUGUUUGCCCACAGGGGCGGUACUCUGAUAAUGGUAUUUCCCUCCUCGCCAUGGCUCCUUUUCUUUUAAUUAAGCAGUUCUUCACUCUUGUUUUAUUUUGGAUUUAAUUUGUGUCUGUGAAGGACUACAAAAGCUGAGGUUUAAUGAAGUUUACUGUGGGGGUUUAAUUCACUGCGCAGGCAUAAUUCAACAAAUCUCACUAAAACCCCUGUGCUGUGGGAAUGGUCACAAAUUAAUGCUUUAAUCUGCAGAAGAUUUUUCAUUGUUCCUUUAGUGCCAUGAUAGCAUACAAAUGGUAAUUAUAAUGGAACUAGGGUCCUAUAGUCCUUAUUUCUAAAAUCCUUUGUUUAACAGCCUUCAAACUUAGUACAACAGUCUGUUUUCAGGAAAGCUUCCUCUCUUGUUGUACUAAGUUUGAAGGCUGUUACACAAAGGGUAACAGGAAUAAGGACUUUAGGAUCCUCUUACACCCAGAUAUUUCCCCUCAUUGCAGGAUCCUGGAGCUGCAGGAGAAAGGAGAUCUGGACAUCCUGAAGCAGAAGUGGUGGCCGCGUAUGGGCCGCUGCGACCUCAACAGCCAUUCCAACGCCACGCCAGACGGGCGGUCCCUGAAACUACACAGCUUCGCCGGGGUUUUCUGCGUCCUGGCCGCAGGACUGCUGCUGGCCUGCCUGGUUGCCGGCCUGGAGAUGUGGUGGAACAGCAACCGCUGCGGGCAAGAGCAGCCCAAAGAGGUGACCGAGCAUAGAGCCCGGAGGCCAGGGCAGCAGGGGGAGGACACUACCACACUCUACUUUAAGGAUCUAGUUGCAGACCACAGCCCCGAUUUAGUGGAGCUGCAGAACACACAGUUGUAGAUUGUGCUCAGAUUGAAAUACAAUUUGGUCCCUCCUAUCUAUCACCUUCCCAUUCUCUGAAACCAAAUCCAUCUGUUUUUGUAUGGUAUAUGUACCUCACACAGCUCACAAAUGAAGACAAAUCCCCUUUAUCAUUUUCUUACUAAUAUUUCCAUCUUGAUUAUUGGUAUUUUUCGGAAACUCUUUGAAUUUGAACAUAUUCAUUGAUAUAUGUUAAUCACAUCAAUAAACCCUUUAGCUGCCUUCAUGAUAACAAACUGCCCAACCAAUUGCCUUAAGCAAUUCCUGCAUUUUUCACAAAUCUCUUACUAACAUGUAACUGAUUUUGAACAUUGAUGAGCCCAGCUAAUUUUUCAAUCACAUACUUUGUACUGAGUCCUUGUCAAAACGUUUUUAACUGAGCCAAAGUUUUGGCAAUUUCAAUUAAGCAAGAUUCUCUGUAGGGAAAUUAAUGAACUAUGUCCAGAUUGCUCGAUCAGCAGAGGAUUACACUUUCAAAGGGAGAUUUUAACACCUUUUGAUAUUUAUUAUUUCAGAAUAAAUCCAUUUAUCUAUUUGAUGUCAAUUUGAAUCAGGCAAAUAUUAAAUAUGACAUUUCUGAGAAGACGUCAGUAUCGAUUUUGUUUUAAGUUCCCCGUAAAUGUAGUAUUCCUGAAAUAUUCAAAACCCAUUGAUUACCAAGACAGGUUCCUUACCCUGAACUGUAAACACAUUCACACUGCCUACCACAGAGAACACUUUUCAUUGAUUCUCGUAACACUUUCACCAGAUAAGUGCCUGCUAAGCUGAUUUACACUGAUGACACCUUAUGCAUCAUUGCCAGAACACUUUAAGCCUUUCUUAGGAGUUUAAUCCACUCAAGUUACUGCGAUGAUGUCAACAUGUCUAACAACAUAGAGAUCCUAUUAAAUUACUAUUCUAAUUUCUAAUUCUAUGUCUAUCAAGACCUCUCACAUGAGUUACUCUCCCCCUGCAUGUGACAUGAGACAAGUUAAGGCUUGACAUGGAUCUCUAAACUCAAGUUUGAGCAGAAACUGGACACUUGCAUGGGUCUGUCACCCCACAGCAAUAAGAGCCACUAUAUCUGUUCAACCCAGUCCAUAAUUAAGCAAUAAGGCACGAGGGGGUGUGGUAUUUUGCCAAUAUACCACGGCUAAGUGCUGUUCUUAUGCACGGCGCAACGCGGAGUGCCUGGAUACAGCCCUUAGUCGUGGUAUAUUGGCCAUAUACCACAAACCCCAGAGGUGCCUUGUUGCUAUUAUUAACUGGUUACCAACGUAAUUAGAACAGUAAAAAUAAAUGUUUUGUCAUACCCGUGGUAUACGGUCUGAUAUACCACAGCUGUCAGCCAAUCAGCAUUCAGAGCUCGAACAACCCAGUUUAUAAUCCCUAGUAAUUCACUGUGUGACAGCUUAUUGCUAUUAUAUGUCAAUGUAGACAUCCAUCCGUUCUUAUUCUUGACUGUUCUAUGAUCUCGUGCAGGUUACUAAGGAUUACAGACUGGCAAGGGUUUCUGGUCCAU
Messenger RNA from Coregonus sp. 'balchen', 9782 nucleotides. NCBI's taxonomy places the organism in Eukaryota, Metazoa, Chordata, Actinopteri, Salmoniformes, Salmonidae. The record is from the annotation of a GenBank genome assembly.